This is a messenger RNA of Rhinichthys klamathensis goyatoka, 3079 nucleotides long. It is a transcript of the gene uacaa, whose product is annotated as uveal autoantigen with coiled-coil domains and ankyrin repeats a. NCBI's taxonomy places the organism in Eukaryota, Metazoa, Chordata, Actinopteri, Cypriniformes, Leuciscidae. Bases 290 to 2650 code for a protein of 786 amino acids. The transcript has 16 exons. Gene Ontology annotation, molecular function: actin binding. The record is from RefSeq and is a predicted model, not a curated record.
CGAGCUUCUUUUGAAGGCAUCUACAGUGUGUGGAAUCUGCAGCCCACCAAAUCAUGUGAACCAGCUUUUCCACGGCUGACUUUCAUACGGAGACUCCCUGUCCACGCCGAUUGGCUCAUUGUUACACAUUUUUCCUGACGAUUGGUUCAUGGGAGUGCGUCAGGUCUCAAUGGAGCCUGAACCUUGUAACCAAGGGGUGGAAUAAAGUUUACAGGCAAACUUUGACAAGAGACGCACAUUUGGACACCUGGACAAGUGCACUGGGCUUAGUUACUGUUAUACUGGAACUAUGAAAAGUUUUAAACAACGACUUAAGAAAAACGAGAGUACAGAAUGGGGAAAGUAUGAUGAGCGUCUCAUGAAGGCGGCAGAGAAUGGAGAUAUAGAGAAACUCACAGCCACACUCAAGAAAGGAGCCAACCCCACCAAACUAGACUCAGAGGGCCAUUCUGCGUUUCAUGUUGCUGCUAGCAAAGGCCUCAUAAACAGCCUAAAUGUUUUCCUGGAGAACGGUGUCAACUUGAAGGCUUUAGAUGCUGCCGGUAAAACCGCUUUGCAUCUGUCUGCCGCAGGCGGUCAUCCCAUGUGUGUGCAGAGGCUGCUGCAGUGUAAAUGUCCUGUUGACAGCGCAGACCUGCAGGGCCGUACAGCUUUGCAUGAUGCAGCAAAUGUAGGCUGUAAAGCCGCCAUCAAAAUGCUCUUUGACAGCGGUGCAUCUAUUGAUGCUACUGAUGCAGAUGGUAGAUCACCUUUGUUGCUUGCUGCUAAGACGAGCCAACCAAGAGCAUGCCAGUUGCUUGUGCAAAAUGGAGCACGCACUGUUCUUCGAGACAAGCAAAGCAAGACUGCGCUAAUAUUAGCUUGUGAGAACUCCUGUAAAGAAGUGGUGGAGAUUCUCCUGAAGACUAAGGCAGAUGUUUCUGCAGUGGACAUUUAUGGCCAUGACGCUUACCACUAUGCCAAACUAAGUCAGAAUCAAGACUUGAUCACUCUUGUACAACAUGCCUUGGAAACAACCACUAAAGCCAAAGAGACUGCCAAUGUUUCACAGAAGAUUCAACAGGCACAGGCUAAACCCUGGACCAAAGCAGGAUCAGUAAAGACGGAGAAAGCUGUGUCAGAGCCACUAACAAAGGAACAUGGCAGUCACUCCACUGAAGGAAAAGGUGCCAAACAAGGUCAUAAUCUGGAUUCUACACAGGUCAGGCCUGCACAUUCAGCUCCUGUGCCAGUGAGAUCUACUCCGAUGGAGUUAUUGCCCGGCGAGGUGGAGGCCCUUAGGAGAGAACUACGAGAUGCACGGAGGAGGCAAGAAGUAGCAGAGGCGGAGGUGCACAGGCUGGACACGGAACUGGCUCUGCGUUGUCAGGAAUACGAAGGUCUGAGGAGGAGCAGCGAACAAGCUCUGCAUGCGUCCCAUAACCGGUCAUGGGAGCUGGAGGAGGCCUUGGGUGAGGUGCAAAGAAGGAUGGCCGGCUCAGAAUCCCGAGUGAGACAGAUGCAAGCUCAUCUCGUAGCCGUCAGGGAGCACUUGGUGGAAGAGCUGAGAGUCCAGCUUCAAGAAGUCAAAGGUCAGCGGGAGGCAGCCGUAGCCGAACUGGGGAGAAUGCAGAAGGAGCUCAGCCAGAGCAGGAGGGAGGUAGAGCAGCAGAAGCAGAACCAGGGCUCCUUGAUGCAGGAACUUGGCCGGCUUUCCCAGGAGCUGCUCAGCAGAGAAGAGCAAAUAAACACACUGAGGACGAGGUUAGCAGGAAUGGAGACGCAGCAGGCUGAGACGUUGUGUAAAGAAGCUCAGACCCCAUCAGAAUGGUGCCCGACACAUGCGAAGAGCACCACGACCGACCUCAUCACGGAGACCAGCGAACCAACCGUAGAUCUGGAGAACUACAUCAGCAAGGGUGAGCACACAGUCAUAACUAGCUCACUGAACAAUGCACUGCAAAAUGCCGAAACCAAAGCUGACGAGGCUCUACAGAAGUACCAGUGCGCCCAGGAAGAGAACCAGAGCCUGCUGAGAGAACUUCAAGAGCAAAAGACAGAGCUGGACACAAUCCAGGAGGCUCUGAAGUCCAAGUUUGCUCCUGUUGUCUUAGUGGAGGAAAAGGAGAACGAGGUGGAACGACUCAAACUAGCCCUUGAAGAGAUGGAGAAGAGACAAUACCAGGCCAGUUUGAGCAUCUCAAACACAAAAGAGGAGGGUGUUCAGACAGAAGAACACAGGCAGCCAUGCGCAAGUGAAGUACAGCAUAACCAAGUCUCUUCUACAGGGAGUGACAGAGCAGAAUGUGAAGUCACUAGAAUUGCAGCGGAAAACGUGCAGUCAAGUGGAAUAGAGAGCAAAAGUAGCACAACUGAGGACCAGGGGAGGACAUCACCAGAUCAAGUUGUCAAGUCAUCAGUGAAGCAUGAGGGACAGAGGUUGGCUCAGGUCAACAUAUCAGAACCCGUCGGCUCCUGUGAACCAUCACAAUCAGACAGCUCCCUCCAGGCUCAGGUCUACAGCCUACAACAGCAGCUAGAGAAUUCGGAAAAGCAUUACAAACAUGUGCUUUCAAUAUACCGAACACGGUUGCUCAGUGCAGCACAGGGUUUCAUGGACGAAGAGGCCAGAGUGGCUCUGCUUCAGAUUGCCAAGAUGAGAGAGUGCUGAGCGUUCAUGUGCAUAUCCAUAUAUGUAUCGACUUUACUGUUCAAAAGUUUGGGGUUGGAAAGAUUUUUGUAAUGUUUUUGAAAGAAGUUUCAUAUGUUAACCAUGGCUGCCUUUAUUUGAUCAAUUGUGAAAUGUUGUUAGAAUUUAAAAGAACUGCUUUCUAUUUAAACAUGUCGUCAUAUUUUAAAAACGUUUUUCUGUAAUGGCACAGCUGAAUUAUCAGCAGCCAUUACUCCAGUCUUCAGUGUCUCAUGAUCCUUCAGAAAUCAUUCCAAUAUGCUGAUUUGAAGAAACAUUUCUUAUUAUUGCCAAUGUUGAAAACAGUUGUGCUGCUUAAUGUUUUUGUGGAAAGCGUGAUACAUGUUUUUCAUGAUUUUUUGAUGAAUAGAAAUAAAAUUCUAAAUGUCUUUACUGUCACUUUUGAUCAAU